Macroventuria anomochaeta is the source of this 2082-nucleotide messenger RNA. RefSeq names its product SGT1-domain-containing protein. Gene Ontology annotation, cellular component: nucleus. The coding region runs from base 1 to 2082 and encodes 693 amino acids. Lineage: Eukaryota; Fungi; Ascomycota; Dothideomycetes; Pleosporales; Didymellaceae. The record is from RefSeq and is a predicted model, not a curated record. The transcript has a single exon.
AUGGACUCUGGUGAUGGUCUGAAAUGGUUUGGUGAAGGUUUUGACGGCUUCCCAAAGAGCCUUCCGGAGGAUGUUGUAGAAUACAUCAUCUUCAUUGUCGAGACUAGACUGUCAGAUAUCCAGACAAGAGAGCGUCUGCAAGCCUUCCAGCGUGCACUACAGGACUUGAAGAAGAAAUUCCUGAAAGAGUACAUCUGGCAGCGAGACGAGAUCAAACUUGAGCUUGUGCGCGAAGACGAUCGCUGGCUCCUGAAAGGGCAGACAAACUACGGCGACAGUGUCGCCGAUGAGUGGCUAAUCGUGUACUUCUUGCGCGAGCUAAGUAAGGAGUUCAAGGAUGCAUGGAUACGUAUUUACGACACAGAUGGCGAGUUCCUGCUCAUCGAAGCUGCAAAUGCGUUGCCGAAAUGGCUCACUCCAGAGGUUGCAGAGCACAGAGUCUGGAUCAACACGCAUCGUCUGCUCAUUAUACCUUUAGGCAAAGAAGAGGCCCCGGCACCUCUGAAAUUACCAGACGCUCUCACUAUACUCAAGGACACGCCAGGCCGACCACAACACUAUCCAAGGGUAGAAAAAGAAGCCUUCCACCGCCUGAACAACUACCCAUCCGCCGUCUCAGAAAACCAACACCACGCCACCCUCCCUCUCCCACGCAAAGUGGCACAUAUUCUGCACACGAAUCCAUCCUACAUCUCCUCAGCAGUCGAGGCCUUCUAUCUCCGCGAUCCCAUGUCCUUGCGCCUACUUCAGCCCGAGAAGUCCAAAACAGCACUCAUUUUCCCGCCCGAUGACUUCGUAUCCGUCAGCGUCCGCUUCACGAAAGUUUUAUACGCGCAGCUUCUCGGCCAGCACUGGAACCCACCACCCCCGUACGAGGCCGCCAUUGAGUUACUAGUAAAAUCCGGCCACCCGCAGGAAAAAAGUGAGGUAGCCAUCAAGCUCAGCGCAGGCAUGCAAAUGCUCGCAUCACACACGCUCUUCGCCGACAAAAAGGCCGUCCGCGAAAUCAAUCUCCUCCUCGAAGAUCUAGAGAACGGUGACGACACAUUGCCCACUGACGCUGAGAUCGCGGCAUGGCCGAAACGCGAAGACGACGAGAGUUGGCUGGACAUCGACUUCUCUGAGUUUGAGAAAGAAUUGCAAGGCAAAGGAGGCGAGAAGGGCUUUGGUGACAAGAACGCUCAGGAAAACCUGAAGAAAAUGGUGGAGAGAUUUAACACGUUUCUUGCUGAUGAUGAGGCGGGGCAUGAGGGGGCGAGCGCGGGCGAGAGAGAUCCGAUGGAUGAGGAUAAUGACCCUGAUCCUGGACGGGGAUGGGAUGAUCCUGAGGAUAGCGAUGACAACGAUGAUGGCAAUGAAGAAGAGGCUCACUCAUCUGCAUCAACUCCUGGUGCGAAGACUGCGCCCAAACCCAGACCAAAGUCACAGCCUCAAACCGCAAGAGCCAACGACGAAGAUGACAAUACUGAGACCGAGUCAGAAGACGACGCAGAUGCAGACGCCGAGUAUGCCGAGUACGAAAAGUACUUCGAGAAAUACAUGACGCUUCCCGCACACGAGAAGGCCAUGCUUACCGAAGAUGCACGCGAGCUCGCACGUGCCCAGGAUGCUGAAAACGAAGAAGAUGAAGAGAUCAGGAAGCUGACCGAGGCGAUGGAGGCAGAGCUCUUCGGCCACGGAGCGCUGAACCUCAAUCCACCGAAAGACACAACCGGAAAAAAGACGUUGAAGAGCGCCGAAAGCGUGGACAAGAGUAAGAGCAAAGGAAAGGGCAAAGCCACAGUCUCGUUCGCCUCCCCUGCUGACGAUGAUGUCGAGGAGAUCGAUCGCGAGGAAGGCAGUAGGUCAGAGGAUGAGGAGAUUCUGGAUGAAGACUAUAACCUUGUGCAGAACAUGCUCGCUGCGUUCAAGGGACAAGCUGGUGCCGCAGGCCCGGCAGGAAACAUGCUGAAGGCUAUGGGUAUUCAGUUUCCGCAGGAUGCUGAUGAUGAGGUACAAGGCUCCAGCAAGAGCAAAAGCAACGUUGGUGAGAGCAGAGCGAAUGACAAUCCGAUGAGGAAGCAAGACUGGUAUAUGAAGUAG